Carcharodon carcharias (great white shark) is the source of this 9731-nucleotide messenger RNA. RefSeq names its product protocadherin-16-like. NCBI's taxonomy places the organism in Eukaryota, Metazoa, Chordata, Chondrichthyes, Lamniformes, Lamnidae. Gene Ontology annotation, molecular function: calcium ion binding. Gene Ontology annotation, biological process: homophilic cell-cell adhesion. Gene Ontology annotation, cellular component: plasma membrane; cell-cell junction. The record is from RefSeq and is a predicted model, not a curated record. The transcript is spliced from 20 exons. Bases 1 to 8073 code for a protein of 2690 amino acids.
AUGGUUCGGAUUGAAUGCCCACAGAGUGCAGAAUCAAAGGACAUUGCAGGGGUCUCGGCCACCGACGCUGACAGUGGAAGUUUUGGCACUAUUACUUAUUCCAUUGGUUCUGGGAUUGGCAGUUUGGCUCCCACCCAAUUCAUUAUCGACCAACACACGGGAAGAAUCUGCACCACAAAAAACCUGGAUCGGGAUGAGGGGCCCAAGCAUUAUGAGUUCACAGUGACAGCAGUCGAUGGGGGUGGUCUGAAGUCCAUGGCCUAUGUGAAAGUUUUCUUGGAUGAUAUCAAUGACAACAGACCAGUGUUCUAUCCGGUUCAGUAUGCAGCCAGCCUCAGCACACAGAGUUUACCUGGAACCACAGUGCUUAGGGUCUCUGCAUUUGACAAGGAUGGUGGGAGGAAUGGCAAAGUGACGUAUCGGAUUCUCUCCGGGAAUCUGCUAUCUUUAUUCACACUCAACAGAGACACAGGAGUCCUUUCACUCGUUGCUCAUUUACAAGGCAAAGCAGACACGGUGCAGCGACUGGUCAUAUCUGCACAGGACGCAGGUGGUCUCAUGUCACUGGUCAAUGCCAUGGUGAAUAUCAGCAUCGUCUCAGGUACAAUUUCGCCACCGCUCUUCGAACAAGCCCAGUACUUUUUCACAAUCCCUGAAGAUGUCAGGAGAGGAUCACAUAUCGGCUCUGUCAGAGCUCUAAACUCCCCAGGUCAUUCUGAUGCUGUCUCCUACACCAUUUCCUCUGGAGACCCCAAUGGCUACUUUGCAAUUGGUGUUAGCUCAGGCAUGAUCCGAACAAGCAUCCCUCUGGACCAUGAAUCUCAUCCUGUCGUGAUUCUGGAUAUUCAGGCUUGCAGUGGUUCCCCUCCUGCCUACAGCAGUACAAAAGUCAAGAUCACAAUCUCUGACAUCAACGAUAACACACCAACAUUCCCCACCUCAUCUGAGUCCAUUCUCGUCCCAGAGAACACAGAAAUUGGCUCCGUCAUCUAUACAGUCAAUGCAGAGGAUCGAGAUAGUGGAGCCAAUGGCCAAGUGCAGUUUGACAUUGUUUCUAAUGCCGAAAGAACUUUCAGCAUUGACAGAACCACUGGAAAGCUCCGUGUGAUUGGACCUUUGAGCUAUGAGAUGGUGCCACGUUAUGACCUGAAAAUUGUGGCCAAAGACAGUGGUGCCCCACAACUCAGCUCCACCUUCACCUUACUGAUUCACGUUCAAGAUGAGAGCGAUAAUGCCCCAAUCUUCGACACUUUAACCUACAGGGUCGAGGUCAAGGAAGGCACACCCGUUAACACCCGGUUUCUUCAGGUUCGUGCACUGAGCCAGGAUAGAGACACCCACAUCACUUACCAUCUGCGUUCUGAUGGAGACUCAGCCAACUUUGGAAUUGUGCCUGAAAGUGGUUGGUUAUAUGUGAAAAGUGCCCUUGAUCGUGAAAACAAAGACCUUUUCAGUCUGACUGUUGUGGCUUCUAGUAGUGAGGGUGACCAGAGGAAAACAGGGACAACCAUGGUGAGAGUCUGUGUCACUGACGAGAACGACAAUGCACCGAAACUCAGUGAGAAUCGGUAUUUCUUCACAAUCCAGGAGAACAUACCACCCACAUCUCCAAUUGGACGAAUCCUGGCAACAGAUCGAGACCAUGGGAUAAACAGCAAGCUGACCUACAGACUGUUCCCAGCUCAUUCCAGCUUUCACAUCAACUCAUUGACUGGUGAGAUAAGCUCGAGGGUGACCUUUGAUCGAGAGGUCCAGGCCAGUCACCAGGUCACGGUGCUGGUUCAAGAUGGUGGCACUCCUCCACGCACUGUCACUGGCUCAGUCUAUGUCAUGGUGUUGGAUGAGAAUGAUAAUUCCCCGACCUUCACCAACAUACCAGUGGGAAAGGACCUUGUUGUUCAGGUUUUUGAAGGAAUCCUAUCAGGAACUCUUGUGGCAAGUUUCCAUGCAAAGGAUCCAGAUGAGGGGGAGAAUGGGACUGUGGUUUACUCUCUCUCGGAAUCCUGGGCACAGCAAUUCUCUCUCCAUCCCACCUCUGGUGAACUCAGGACAGCCACAAUGCUACACAGGCUGGAGAGACAUGAGUAUGAGUUGACAGUGUUGGCCAGUGAUCAUGGCCUCCCUCCACAGACAACAUCCCUCACUGUUCGUGUUCAGGUGAUGAGCUCCCCCAGCAGCUUGCCCCAAACUGGCAGUAGCACCAUCACAUUCAAAUCUAUUGAGGGAAUGGCCCCAGGCUCUGUGAUUGGUUCAGUAGCUCCCCAGGAUCGACUGACACGUGUGGAUGGACAGGUAACCUACACGGUGGUAGGGGGAACAGAUUUGGAUGGGCGAUUUGUGGUGGAGAGGUUGACAGGUGAAAUCUACCUCGCUCAGGAGCUGGAUUACGAAUCGGGCUCACGUUACCAACUGGAGAUUGCUAUUGACGAUCUGAGCACAGGCUUUCCUCACAGAACCAUUACCAUUGUAGAAAUUGAUAUUGAAGAUCGCAAUGAGUACGCACCACAGUUUGCUGGGGACCCCAUCACUGUUGUUGUCAGUGAGAAUGUGGAGCUCGCUGCCUCUGUUUAUACCUUUCAGGCAGCUGAUAAAGAUGGAAGUGGCCCCAACAGUGAGGUCCGGUACUCACUUCUCCAACAGACUCCCCCUGGAACCUUCCUCCACAUUGAUCCAGUCACAGGGAUACUGACAGCAGGAGCACCUAUUGACCGUGAGCUCACUCCAUUCUUCCUUCUUGUGGUGCAAGCUAUGGACCAGGCGGUUAACAGCUCCCAGCGCAAAUCCUCAGCAGUAACUGUUCGCGUCUUUGUGACUGAUGAGAAUGAUAACAGUCCCCAUUUCCUUUCCCCGUCUGUGCUCAAUGUGAUGGAGAAUCAGCCAAUUGGCACAAUUAUCUCUUACGUUGUUGCCCAGGAUGAUGACUUGGGAGAGAAUGGCCGACUUAGUUACCGUCUAAAAUCCAGCUUUGGAGGCAGCAAGUUCCGGCUCAAUCCAAACACAGGGGCCUUGUCCAUUGUGAAACAUCUAGAUUGUGAAGAACAGAGUUGGAUUAACCUGACAAUUGAGGCUUGUGAUCAUGGCACUUUCAGACGCUCUGCCACACAGCUCCUCCACAUUCAGCUGAUUGAUGUCAAUGAUGAGGUGCCAAUGUUUGAAGAGACAGCAUAUGAAGCUAGUGUCAUGGAGAAUCAAUCAACUGGCACUCAGGUUAUCCAGAUCCACGCCACUGACAGGGACCAAGGCACUAAUGGCCUCCUGAGGUAUGGUGGGGUGGUGGACAACAGUUUCUCCAUUGACCCAGUGACGGGUGUUAUAAGAACCAGUCGAGUAAUGGACAGAGAAGAACAGGAUCACUAUCAGGUCACAGUUUAUGUUAAAGAUAGUGGGACUCCUCCCAAUUUUGCAACGGUGACCGUUUCCAUCAGGAUUGAAGAUGAAAAUGACAACAGGCCAAUGUUUGAGAAGGAUGUAUAUGAGCUGCAAGUGCCAGAAAACCAGGAGCGUGUGUCACUCUUCACAGCUAAGGCCACAGAUAAAGACUCUGGUGAAAAUGGGCGCUUGGAAUAUGAGAUCAUUGAGGGUGAUCCCAAUGGACAUUUUUGGAUUGACCAAAAUACAGGGAUUUUGUCCACAAUGAGUGGACUGGACAGGGAAUCCAUUUCACUCUACACUUUGACCAUUCUGGCUCGAGACCAGGGAAUCCCACAACACAGCUGCACUGUCUCUGUCUCUGUUACUGUGCUUGAUAUCAAUGAUAACUCACCAACUUUUAUGGAGCCUUCCUACACCAUAGACAUCCCAGAGGACAGUGCAGUGGGCACAGUGAUUCAGACAGUAUCUGCUGCAGAUGGUGAUGAGGGAUCUAAUGGUGAUGUGUUGUAUUAUUUGAGCAGUGAAGCACAGGGUAUGUUUCACAUCGAUGAAAUGGGAAAGAUUAGCACAGUCAUGUCUCUGGACCGGGAGAAACAAUCGAGCUACACAUUCCUGGUGCGGGCUGUUGACUCUGCACCUUCCGACCCCAGGAGUUCCACCACCCGGGUAGAAGUGAAUGUGAAGGACGUGAAUGAUAAUUCUCCACAUUUCAUCACGGACCCGCUCAUCGUCAACAUCUCCAAACACUUACCAGUCAACCAGGUCGUGGCCACCAUGAAGGCAGAGGACAAAGACUUUGGCGCAAAUGCCUCCUUAUUCUAUCGCUUCUCGGAUGUGAUUUCAGGAUUCAGCAUCAAUUCCUUCACUGGAGAGAUUCGGCUGUUGACCCCAGUGUCCUCGAUGACACAGAGCGAGCGUACCUUGUUUGUGGUGGCGACAGAUCAGGGUUCACCAUCUCGCUCAUCCACAGGAGUUGUGAUCAUCUACCUGAAGGAGGAGCAAUAUCGCGGCAUUCGAUUCCGGCGCAGUAUCAGAGAGAUCCCAUUGGCUGAGAACUCCGCACCAGGUACUUCUGUUGUGAAGAUACAGGCCCAACAUCCUGAUGGUUCUCACAGAGGAAUCCUCUACAGCAUCUUCAGCGGGAAUGAGAAAGGCGCCUUCACCAUUCGCUCAAAUACAGGUGAUAUCUCAGUGAAGAGUUCAUCAGGACUGGACUAUGAACAAAGCCCCAAGUUACGCCUGGUGGUCAAAGCAGAAUCAUCUUCCUCCUUCGUUUUCACUGCUGUCACCCUCAGUCUCCAUGAUGUCAACGAUAAUUUGCCACAUUUUCAGCUACAAAAUUACGUGGCCUUUAUCUGGGAGGCCCAAGGCUAUAACACACCGAUCAUGCAGGUUUUAGCAAAUGAUUUGGACCAAGGACAAAAUGGCCAAGUGACGUACUCCAUCGCAGCUUCUCCCCAGAGUGACCUCUUCCGAAUCAACCCCUUGACAGGAGAUAUCAGCACAGCUGCCAUCAUGGACCGUGAGAUCUGGCCACAGACUCAGUUGCGUUUGACAGCAACAGACAGAGGGACUCCAAGGCUUGUGGGCACUUCCACACUGACUGUCAUCGUCCUGGACCUGAAUGACAAUAGCCCGACCAUCCCAUUUCCCCGUGUGGUGCGGGUACCAGAGAAUGCACUGAUUGGCUCAGAGAUCACCAAGGUAACAGGAAAUGAUGUGGAUUCCGGUCCUGUGUUGUCCUACAAGUUGGUGACAGGAAGUCAGAAGUUCAGCAUCAAUCCUUACCGUGGCAUCAUCUCUCUGUCAGACACACUGGACUUCGAAGAACGCAGCUGGUAUAUGCUCACGGUCCAAACAUCUGACUCGAAACAUGGAACUGAGGCGAAUCUAACUAUUGUAGUUGAGGAUGUUAAUGACAAUUCUCCAGUCUUUGUGCAGGACUUGUAUCAGGUAACAAUGUCAGAGUUUGUGAGUUCCGGCUGUAGCAUCGUUACUGUGACAGCGACUGACCGAGAUUCUGGAGAGAAUGGACAAAUUCUCUACAGGCUGAUGUCACCAUCAACUGGGGCAUUUUCUAUCGACCCUCACAAUGGGACCCUAUUUACUGUACGAGAAGUGGAUUUUGGGGUCUCCGAGCCAUUGGACCUGGUGAUUGAGGCGCGAGAUGGAGGGUCUCCCCCUCUUUCCUCUCUCACCACUGUCCAGAUCCAGGUCCUGGACAUCAAUGACCAUUCCCCAACCUUUACCCACAGAGUGUACAUGGCCCACAUUCUGGAGGAUGUCCGUCCCGGGAGUACAAUCCUCACCUUGGAGGCCGUGGACUCUGAUAUUUCCCGAGAUAAUAACGGCUUGGAUUACACCAUCGUCAAUGGCAACACGGCCAAUGUUUUCCAGGUGGAGACCAGCGUCCAAGUUGAAAACGGUCAGCUCAGGACAUUGGGGUCCGUUGUCCUCCUGGAUGUUUUGGAUUUUGAAACGGUCUCCGAGUACAAUUUAACCGUCGCAGCGUCAGACCGUGGCAUUCCUCAGCGCAGUGCUGUUGUUUCAGCCAUCAUAACCAUCCAGGAUGUGAAUGAUAAUCCCCCCAUUUUUAACCGUACACAGUACAAAGUGACAGUGAGUGAAAAUGUUGCUGUGGGAACUGAGAUAGUCCGGCUGGCAGCUCACGAUCCAGACUCUGGCCAGAACUCGGAGCUCAGAUACACCAUCACAUCCGGCGAUGAGAAUGGACAGUUUGCAGUCAGUGAAACAACAGGAAUAGUGAGAUUGGUGAAGCCCCUGGACCGGGAGGCACGGGAUCGACACACCUUCAUUAUCCAGGUGACCGACAGCCAGGGUCCUCAUUCCAACUUUGCCCUGGUCCCAUUGAUGGUAGAAGUUAAAGAUGUGAAUGACAAUUACCCCUUUUUCCCAAUGGAAAAGCUGAGUGCUAACAUUCGAGAAAACCUACCAGCUCAUUCACUUGUGACUAAAGUCCAUGCCAUUGACUUUGACUGUGGAAUAUUUGGCAAGCUACAAUACUCGAUAAUCAGCCAACCCAUCUCCCAGCAGAGCCUUGGAAAAGAGAAAGAGAUUUUUUACAUUAACCAAUCCACAGGAGCACUCCGCACAAAACUCUCCUUUGAUUUCGAGAAGAUAAACACCUUCCAAGUUGUGGUGAAAGCAGUGGAUUCUGGGAAUUCCUCAGCGACUGUCACUGUCCAGGUACUCGUCACCGGUGAGGACGAGUACGACCCUGUGUUUGUCAACCCAACAUACAACUUUGUUGUUCCAGAGAAUGCAAAGAAGGGCCAGAUCAUUGGGCAAGUAAUGGCUACAGAUGAGGAUGGAGGUCUGGAUGGGAUUGUUCUGUACUCGCUGUUGACACCAUCACAGUACUUUGAGGUGAACAAAACCACAGGUGACAUUAUUCUCAAGAUGGAUAGUCAGAGACACCAGAGCAAACGGUCAAAGAGGGAAACACGGACACUGACUCUGAACAUCCAAGCUAAGAGCCCAUUGGCUACUUCCAGGUCCACAAUCACCCAAGCAAGUGUCGACAUUACCCAGACCUCCUUUGGCCUAGCUCCUGAGGUGAACCUGCUGCUGAUUGUUGCCUUGGCAGCGUCUCUGGGUAUUGGAGGGAUUCUCGCCAUCAUUGGCUUAGCUCUGGUGAUUGUACGAGCCAGGCGGAGAAAGAAUCAAGAAGAAACCAGUUCACAACUCAACAACAUUCAGGACAACACCUUACAGAAAUUGGGAGCAGACGAUGCUACAUUGCCAGCCAGUGACCGCAUCUACCACCAAACAUUGCCAGGAUACUCAGCUGAGCCGACAGUCGUGGGAAGUCCAUACACCAGAGGGGACUCGAUAGAUCCCUCGCACUCUAGUGGCCGUGGAUCAGCAGAGGCAGAGGCAGUGGAAGACAAUGAAAUUCGGAUGAUAAAUGAGUAUCCACGUGUGAGCAGUAUUACUUCCUCCAUGCAGGAACAUGUGUCUACGCGUGGCCCAGAUUCUGGCAUCCAGCAAGAUGCUGAUCAGAUGUCAGACGUUUCCACUGAGCCCGGGAUGGAGUGGUUUAAACAUAAGAAAAGCAGUGGUCUCCUGAUGCCAGUCGGACAACAGCAGCUGUACCGAGAUGAUGGAGGUGGUUAUAUACGAACAGGAGUGGGACUGGGAGUUUGUCAAGCCAAAGACUAUGUCUUUGCUGAAGAUGGGUGCCCAUCAGCCCAAGGAUCCCUGACAGCCAUUGUUGCCAGCGAUGAGGAACUGAGAGGCAGCUACAACUGGGACUACCUGCUUAACUGGUGCCCACAGUUCCAGCCAUUGGCCAGCGUCUUCACUGAGAUCGCUCGACUCAAGGAUGAGAGUGCACCUCGCAAACACUUCCAAUCAAAACCCAAAGUGGACCCCAAACCUCGGAUUGAUCCCCCUCCACUCAUCACCUCUGUGGCCCAUCCCAAUGCCAUGUCUGUCCCUCCUCGACUGGCAGUGGGUCGCACCCACAGCCAUGUGACAGGAAUGCCUCGGUCCCCCAUCACCAGCGAUGCCUCAAUAACAUCGGCAGCCAUGUCUCCCAGCUUCUCCCCAUCACUCUCACCCCUGGCAGCUCGAUCACCUGCUGUAUCCCCUUUCGAUGUUUCCCAAGGACCUUCAACCUCAAUGAUUAGCACCGAGCACUCCUUAGACAAUGCAGAGGAACCAGAAUUACGAAUAUAAUUUCAACUUUGGUCAGCGCCCAUGAGCUUCACUCAGACUCACAAGGUGCAGAGACCGGGCCGUGAUCACAGUGCGAGCAGCCACCUGAACAUCGUGACGUUGUGCAAAGGAUUAGGAAGAGAUGGUGUCAGAGUCUAAGAAACAAAUCACCAAACAGUCCAGGUCAACAGAAUAAAAACAGCACUUCAUUCAUCAAUUUAACUAACUCACUACCAUUACCAGGAGAUUGGAGACAAACUGAUUCUGAGCCUCAGAGAGUUGAAGUGGGGGGUUGAAAAAUGCCAGACAGUUGGAGCAGGGGUUUCCUAAUUGAGGGAUAGGGCUUAAAUAGAUUAUUGAACCAGUGUAGAUCCUCUGUAUCUAUCCCCGUGCCAUGCCUGCCCUGGGAGUGUUUGAUGGGGACAGUGUAGAGGGAGCUUUACUCUGUAUCUAACCCCGUGCUGUACCUGUCCUGGGAGUGUUUGAUGGGGAUAUCACUGGUGUUAUUUAUCUUCACCUUUACACUGUGUCAGACUCUCUUAAACCCAGACCAGAAUAAAGACAAGGAGACAGGAACCCUGAGUGACCCACUCACUUUCACACUUUCACACACUUGCAAGUGGGCUCAGUGAAUGUUCGGGUUCAGGUUCUGGUCAGGGUUUAGUGAUGGUCAAGAUUCACAUUAGGCAUAAAUGAUGCUUAGGGUCAGAGGUCAAUGAAGGUUAGGUUUCGGGGAGCUCAGAAACAUGAUGUUAGUCUCGGUUUGGAAUUUCCUGUUAAGCAGGAAAAGGGAAAUGGAAUUUCCCUCUUUAAACUCUUGAACUUGUUUUCUAUGUUUAUUCCCUGCAGCCGGUUUUGCCUCUCUCACAGCGAGUACAAGUAUUCACAGCCCCUUGGCUCAUACCCCCACUCGUGCCUGCCCUAUACCUGCUCAACAGCUGAUAUCAGGGACUCUUACCCCUUCACUCCUGAACUCUGCCCUCACCUCUGAAAUGCUCCUUCACAAAUGUCCCGAGAAGCCUGUGGAUUUUGAAAACAAUUCUGUUAAAGGUUAUCUUCUGUUCACGGUGAAAUGAAUGAAUCUUCAGAAAUGAGUCACAUUUCCAACCGCAAGGCCAUGAUUUCUAACUGAAAAUGCUGACCAGUGGUCUGCAGUGGUCAGGCCUCCUUUUGGAUGUUUUAUAUGACAUUCAUUAACAGUGUUAUUGACAGUGUGACAGUGUUAUGGACAGUGUGACAGUGUUAGGUGAAGGUGUGUGACAGUGUUCUGUGACAGUGUGACAGGGAUAUGGAGAAUAUUCUGUGACAGUAUUAAGUGAUAGUGUGUGACAGUGUAAGAGUAUUAUGUGACAGUAUGACAGUGUUAUGUGACAAUUUGAGAGUGUUAUGUGCAGUGUUCAGCGACAGUAUGAGAGUGUUAUGUGAAAUGGUGACAGUGUUAUGUGAAAGUGUGAUAUGUCAAUGUGACAGUGUGAUAGAGUGACAGUAAUUCUGUGACAGAGGGACAGUGUUAUGUUACAAUAUGACAGUGUAACAUUGUUAUGUGUCAGCAUAAGUGUCAUGCAACAGUGUGACUGCGUUAUAUGAUAAUGUGACAGUAUUAUUUGACAGUGUUCUGUGACGGUGUAACAGUGGUGUGUGACGGUGUGACAGUGUUAUGUGACGGUAUGACAGUGUUA